UUUCGAUGUAAUCGCGCAAGUGGACCGCGAGGAUAGAAUUUACUUGAAGAUGAUCACGGAUUGUGUUGUGUCAAAUGCGAUUAACGAGCCAGACAACUGCGCCUUAUACGCGACACUGUGUUGUCACGUGAUCGAAAAUACAUGUGUGAACUCGAGGAGAAUCAUACCUCAAGGGUUGUUGAGCGCGUUCAAAACCGAGCUGAUAAAAUCUUGCAGAGUCGUGUUGACCGAAGCCGGCGUAUUGCUCCGGAUGAGAACGGCUCGACAGCUUCAAGACCCAAGGCGAUCGGAACAGAGGUUCGACGUAAAAGCUCGUGACCGUACGCAUGGAACGUGCAGGUUUAUGGGUGAACUGUUCAUGCGGGAUCAAAUAUUCAAAACCGUAAUGAGUACCAUCGACACGUUCAUGCAGAUACACGACGCGCAUUCGUUGGAAUGUCUUUGUGUUUUAUUGACGAUAAUCGCACCAAAGCUUGAAAAAGUAAAACGUUUUUCAACAACAACUUUUAUAUUGCAUACCUUACACAACGACACUAAUCCAUCGGUAGAAAAAAUCUACAAUCUAUAAUUUUAAAUUAAAAAACACCAAAAAUGACUU
Molecule: messenger RNA, 598 nt
Organism: Sipha flava (yellow sugarcane aphid)
Lineage: Eukaryota; Metazoa; Arthropoda; Insecta; Hemiptera; Aphididae
Exons: 3
Coding region: 50-568 (172 amino acids)
Cellular component (GO): eukaryotic translation initiation factor 4F complex
Molecular function (GO): mRNA binding; translation initiation factor activity; protein binding
Source: RefSeq, a predicted model, not a curated record